AUGGCUGGGUCAGGGAAAGGAAGAGGACGUGCUGCAUUUACUUUCAACAUGGAGGCUAUUGGCUUUGCCAAAGGUGAAACGCUACCUGAAGUAGCAUUCAAGCCCCCUCCACUGUUUCCUCCAACAGAUUUUAAGCCAGUGCCUCUGAAAAUGGGAGAGGAAGAGGAUUAUAUGUUGGCCUUAAAGCAAGAAUUUAGAGCAAGUAUGAAAAAAAUGCCUUAUUUUAUGCGAAAAGAAGAUGAAAAUCAAGGAAUUGAAAAAUAUAGUAAAAAGUACCUGCAGAUGAGAAAAGAAUCCAUGGAAUGGACCCCAGAUUGGAGAAGACUCCCGAGAGAGAUGAAGCCAAGGAAAAAGACCAAAAAAGCAGGUGGAAAAACGAAAAAGGCAAAAGUUGCCACACCCAAAAGUAAUGUGGAUGUGUUGAAAAAAAUUGAGGAGUUGGAAAAGAAAGGUGAUGAAGAAAAAUCUGAUGAGGAAAAGGAGAAAGAAAAAGACAAAGAGGGUGGUGAAGAAGAAGAAGAAGCAGCAGCAAAUGAACAAGAAGAAUAUGAUGAAGAGGAACAUGAAGAGGAAAACGACUACAUUGCUUCAUAUUUUGAAGAUGGCGAUGACUUUGGUGCUGGCAGUGACGACAAUAUGGAUGAAGCAACCUAUUAG
This is a messenger RNA of Emys orbicularis (European pond turtle), 657 nucleotides long. It is a transcript of the gene POLR3G, whose product is annotated as RNA polymerase III subunit G. The record is from RefSeq and is a predicted model, not a curated record. Gene Ontology annotation, cellular component: RNA polymerase III complex. The coding region runs from base 1 to 657 and encodes 218 amino acids. The transcript is spliced from 7 exons. Lineage: Eukaryota; Metazoa; Chordata; Testudines; Emydidae. Gene Ontology annotation, biological process: cell population proliferation; transcription by RNA polymerase III.